AUGCGGCGGCGCAAUCUACAGCCUCAGCCUUGUGGCAAGGCUCGUCGCACGGUGGUUGGGUGGAAACCUGUUUUAAGCUUCUUGCAGCUCGGUAGCCUGUUUCUUGUCUGUGAACUGGUGGUUUUCUCCAUCCGUGCUCCGAUCCCCACAGUGCCGCCCAUCAAGGCGUUCACUCCAGGUCCGGCUGACGUCAGUACCAUAGCCGGUGAAAGCGCCUUGUCCAACUGGCCCCGCGCAGGAUCAUGUCGUAAACACCUUGUCGGGGGCAGGUAUGGCGUGGUAGAAAUGCCGGUCCAAUAUCAUGUUGUCCCAUCGCAGAGGGCACGUAUUGGGACUCUGUUCAUUGCAUCUGGAGAUACGGCCGCCGGAGACGACCGGCCCUAG
Messenger RNA from Penicillium lagena, 384 nucleotides. RefSeq lists its product as uncharacterized. The transcript is spliced from 2 exons. Bases 1 to 384 code for a protein of 127 amino acids. The record is from RefSeq and is a predicted model, not a curated record. NCBI's taxonomy places the organism in Eukaryota, Fungi, Ascomycota, Eurotiomycetes, Eurotiales, Aspergillaceae.